AUUUUUUUGCAAUUGCGACCCCGGAUCCAUGAUUCACAUUGACAGUAAGUCUGAAAAUUUACCAUUCAGCAUUGUUUGCGCAUGCGUUAUCCUCUAGAACGCGAGGGGGCUCUCACACGACGCAUUUUGUGCGUUUUACCAUUUCGGCUGCUCUCACUAAAAUUGCAAAUUUAUCGCAUAAAUCUCUUCAUUGUAACUAAUUAAUUGCACAAAACAAUAUAAAAAACUAUCAGGUGUCAAACAAUCUUAUCAGUAAUUUCGGUCUUCCCUUCAGUCCCGUUGAAAUGUCUAUUAUCAGACCACUAACCUGCAACGACUUAUUCAAAUUCAACAAUGUGAAUUUGGAUCCCUUGACGGAAACCUAUGGAUUACCCUUCUACAUGCUGUAUUUAGCCCGAUGGCCCGAAUAUGUACAAGUGGCGGAAUCUCCCAGCGGAGAACUCAUGGGUUACAUUAUGGGAAAAGCGGAAGGCCGAGGAGACUCUUGGCAUGGCCAUGUAACAGCACUUACUGUCUCUCCAGAUUAUAGACGACUGGGUCUCGCUGCUAAACUCAUGAAAUAUCUGGAGGAAGUCUCGGAAAAGAAACAAGCAUAUUUCGUCGAUCUCUUCGUGCGCGUCAGUAACAAAGUGGCAAUUCAAAUGUAUCAACAGUUGGGCUAUAUUGUUUAUCGAACUGUCUUAGAAUAUUACAGUGGAGACCCGGACGAAGAUGCCUAUGAUAUGCGAAAAGCACUCUCGAGAGAUUUUUUCAAGCAAUCUGUCAUACCGCUGACCCAUCCUGUACGUCCGGAAGACGUUGAAUGACAUACGGAGGAUGAAUAGAUAUUCACUGACCAAUGACACAAUUAUCAAAAUCAUUAGUUGCUCCACUAGAUUGCAAACACAUGAAAUAUCUCCAUACAUAAUCACAAGGUGAAUAUCAAAUUCAUUAGUUUUUAUCACUGACACUCUGGUCAAUUGUCACUUGGAUACCUAGAAUUUGUACAUGAUAAUACGAAAGGCGUGAAGGAAGAAGGAUAAAAAAGUGUGAAAGAUGACGAGUUGGAGACUGAAGCCUCAUUUAUUUUUCUACGUGUUUGAAUGUCUUUUAAUAAUUGAGGAAAUUUGAUUUCAUUGCGUAUUAUUAGAACUAUUAAUGAUACAUGAAUGAAUAAAUAAAAAAUUAUUGAUCGAACGGUUGAUGACAA
Diachasma alloeum is the source of this 1189-nucleotide messenger RNA. It is a transcript of the gene Naa20A, whose product is annotated as N-alpha-acetyltransferase 20. Lineage: Eukaryota; Metazoa; Arthropoda; Insecta; Hymenoptera; Braconidae. Gene Ontology annotation, molecular function: protein-N-terminal amino-acid acetyltransferase activity. The record is from RefSeq and is a predicted model, not a curated record. The transcript has 6 exons. Gene Ontology annotation, biological process: N-terminal peptidyl-methionine acetylation. Bases 285 to 806 code for a protein of 173 amino acids. Gene Ontology annotation, cellular component: NatB complex.